GGUCUUCAUCUCUCCCCUCCCCCAACGGUUUUUCAAAAUGUCACACAACAUUGUUGUAGUUAGCGGUUGCGUGCUCCUUGUCCUCUGCUCUUUUAACAUAUCUCGAUUACCUUCGGCCCUUAAGAGUGUAUUCUAGCUUGCAAACUCGUAAAAAUGGAAAUCAGUUUUAAUGGAAAACGAGCUCUUGUUACAGGAGCUGGAAAAGGCAUAGGACGUAACAUAGCCAAGGCACUGGUGAAAUGUGGAGCUGAGGUCAUYGCUUUGACAAGAACACAAGCUGAUCUGGAUUCCCUUGUGAAGGAGGURCCAUCUAUCAAGCCUUUAUGUGUUGACCUGGGUAACAUUGAGGAGGCAAUGAAGGCCAUAGAAGCGCAAGAUGACAUCCACCUUGUUGUCAAUAAUGCUGCUGUCCCUUCUCAAGCAGCCUUCCUCGAUAUCAAGCCAGAAGAUUUUGACAAGGUGAUGUCCAUUAAUCUGAAAGCAGCACUUUUUGUAAGCCAGGCGGUCGCUCGUAAGAUGGUGGAUGGUGGGUAUGGUGGUGCUAUUGUUAAUAUAUCAAGUCUUGGUUCUACAAGAGCCUUCGGUACCUUGGGUACUUGCUGUUGUGCCAAAGCUGGCUUGGACAUUUUGACAAAAGUAAUGGCCCUGGAACUAGGACCACACAAGGUAAAACUUAGUCCAGGAAUAAUCAUAAUAAUUUGNCCAUCUAUCAAGCCUUUAUGUGUUGACCUGGGUAACAUUGAGGAGGCAAUGAAGGCCAUAGAAGCGCAAGAUGACAUCCACCUUGUUGUCAAUAAUGCUGCUGUCCCUUCUCAAGCAGCCUUCCUCGAUAUCAAGCCAGAAGAUUUUGACAAGGUGAUGUCCAUUAAUCUGAAAGCUGCACUUUUUGUAAGCCAGGCGGUCGCUCGUAAGAUGGUGGCUGGUGGGUAUGGUGGUGCUAUUGUUAAUAUAUCAAGUCUUGGUUCUACAAGAGCCUUCGGUACUUUGGGUACUUGCUGCUGUGCCAAAGCUGGCUUGGACAUCUUGACUAAAGUAAUGGCCCUGGAACUAGGACCACACAAGUGGGCAAAGAUGGAGUUCAACUUCAAAGGCAAACGUGCACUUGUCACUGGAGCAGGRAAAGGAAUGGGAAGGAGCACAGCUAUAGCUCUAGCACAAUGCGGAGCUGAGGUUAUCGCGCUAACAAGAACACAAGCUGAUCUGGAUUCGCUUGUAAAGGAGAUGCCAUCCAUUAAGCCUUUAUGUGUUGACCUGGGUAACAUCGAGGAAGCAGUGAAAGCCAUUGAAGAACAGGAUGACAUUCAUUUUCUUGUCAAUAAUGCGGCGGUGAUGAAAAUGGAUCCAUUUUUGCAAGUGAAGCCUGAAGACUUUGAUAAGAUGUCUGCAAUCAAUGUUAAAGCUCCACUUUUUGUUGGCCAGACCGUCGCCCGUAAGAUGGUUGCAGGAGGCUAUGGCGGUUCUAUUGUCAAUAUUUCCAGUCAGGGAUCGAUGAGGGCGUUUGAUGGAGGGUUUUCUCUAUAUUGUUCAAAUAAAGCKUCCGUAGACAUGUUGACUAAAGUGAUGGCGCUUGAAUUAGGACCACACAAGAGGAACAGGACAUCGUCAACGCCAUUUUGUUUCUAUUGAGUGACAACGCAGGAAUGAUCAACGGUGUAAACCUACUAGUUGAUGGAGGAAUAAGYGUCCAUUAGUGAAUAUACUUUGUCAAAUAUUGACAAUAUUGAUAAGUUAGAUAAGUUAUGACAUAAUAGGUGAUAAUAAAGUUUUGGAACUUUUAUCAAA
Exaiptasia diaphana is the source of this 1782-nucleotide messenger RNA. RefSeq lists its product as uncharacterized. The record is from RefSeq and is a predicted model, not a curated record. Lineage: Eukaryota; Metazoa; Cnidaria; Anthozoa; Actiniaria; Aiptasiidae. Gene Ontology annotation, molecular function: L-xylulose reductase (NADPH) activity; carbonyl reductase (NADPH) activity. Gene Ontology annotation, biological process: glucose metabolic process; xylulose metabolic process.